This is a messenger RNA of Symbiodinium necroappetens, 360 nucleotides long. NCBI's taxonomy places the organism in Eukaryota, Dinophyceae, Suessiales, Symbiodiniaceae. The record is from the annotation of a GenBank genome assembly.
AUGGCACCACAUCCCAUGCAGAUCUACGCCAAGGUGAUGCGGGGCAUCGACAAGGCCAGCUUUCCCAUCGCCUGUCAAGGCAGCCCCGAGCGCUUGAUCCGGGCGCUGUCCAGGCCGCUGCCCGCGGAGCGGCUGGCCGUGAAACCAGGCGGCAUCAAGAAUCUGCAGGAGCAUGAGUGGUUCGAGGGCUUCGACUGGAAUGCCUUGCAGGCGGGUGAGAUGCCUCCGCCUUACGUUCCGGAUGUUGCUGACGACGAGGACUUGUCCAACUUCUUUGCCGAUCCGAAGGAUCUCCCCGAGCCGAUGCCUUACCUGGACCCAGAGGACGGCUGGGACGAAGGCUUCGCCACCGUGGAGUGA